CUAAGCUCAUGCGCUUGCGUGAAAAUGAAGGAGGAUGCAUACAGAGAUAUUCUAAGCAUAUAUCAUAAACCGUAACAUAUAUCAGUGCAAAUAACUUUCUCAAUUAUGUAUUGCGAAUUCGGUAUAUGGACAGUUUAUUCAGUGAUUGUCUCAACUAUUUCUAUCUCUUGUAUCUUGUGAGAAUAUGUAAGAGUCAUAAUUACUUAUUAUGCAUUUAUACACAUACAUGAAAAUACAUAUGUAUAGAUACAAAAAGUAAAUGCAAUUUCCUUAUCAUAAACAAAUAUAUGAAUAGCAGGUUCAUUACUUUGACACGAAAUAUUUAACAAAGUGCAAUGUGAUUUUCAUUAUGGAACAAGUAAUUUAUAUAAGCUGGUCAAAUAAGAUAUUAUUGAUAACGAGUAUCAUAUGCGCAAUAUUAUGUCUUAUUAUCGAACAAUGGAGCGGUCUAACACCAUUUUCAAUUUAUAUUUCAUUAAUUUGGUGUGUAAUUAUCAUUGCAGGAUCAACUUGGUGUAGUUGUUACUUAUUGAAAGUAUCUUUAAAGGCUAAUUCACCCAUAAAUUUGGAAUUUCUUAAAAAUUUAAUAUAUAAAAGAUUAGAUAUAGAAUCUACAGCAAUUUCAACACAUUCUGAUAAAAUUCAAAAUGACGUAAAAGCAAAUAAUUAUGUAAAUAAUAAUCAAAAUAAUGCAGCUAUAUAUGAACAAAAUUUUAUCAAUCUAAAUAGUAGGCUAGAUGCAUUAUUAAAUAAUACCAUUGAUAAAAUUGACGAAAAGUUCAUUCAUAGCUGGUAUAAUGUUGUAAGUGAUGAAAAAAUAUUUGUUGAUGAGUCAAAUGAGAUUUUGAAAAAACUCUUUAAAAAAAUUUAUGCAAAAAUUACUGUGAUUGAUGGAACUAAAUUGUCACAUAAAGUAGCUGACAUAUUAUUGCUACAUUUCAAAGAAUACAGACGAGCAUUACGUCGUGUUGAAAAAGAAAAAGCCAAAAAUCUUGAAGAAGCUUAUAGAUAUUCGCAUCCAGGAUCACGUAAUCCUUCGGCUUUAGAGCAUACAUUGCAUCGGCUUGUAACAAUUUUACUUAGUGAGUUUCUUCAAUGGGAAUUAAGUAGUUCAUUACCUUGUAAACUAUUGAUAUCAGUACUUGCAAAAAAAUUAUUAGUUAUUCUUCAAGAUAUUUCUAGUCCUCAUUGGAUACUUCUUCAAGUAGUUAACUUAUUAGAAUCGUCAAAAGAAAAAUUAAAAUCUGAAGAUACAAACAAUGAUAUUGUCUCACAAGGUUUGAGUACAGGGUUAACUUCAGCAACAGCAGCCGUAAUUACUCGACCUCUACCUCAAUUACCGCAAUCAGUAUCAAAUACUCCUCCAAUUGUAGAAAUCACAGUACCGAAAGAAGCCAUUAAGUCUAAAACUACUGACCGUGUUUCUUUAUGCCUCGAUGGCCUUUCAACAAUAGAUCAUAAUGGUCUAUGGAAUGAUUUAAAUGACAUACAGUUGGGUGAUGAAGACGACGAUGAUCGUAUAUCACCAGUCUAUGAAGAACCAACAGACUUUGCAACUACAAUAGCUCGACUUAGAAAUGUACUCCAAGAAAAAUCAACAACUACUAGCCCAUUACCUGUUGAAGAAAAAUUUUAUACAUUGUGUGAUAAUAAUCAAUUUGUUAAUUUAGCCAUUCCUUGGACAGAAUUUACAACAUCAGCUGAUGGGUCUCAACAACUUCUUUAUUGUAUUCAAUUUGAUGAUGUUGAACAACAUGGCGAAGAUAUGUUUGAAACAACCACAGCCACAGUGAGAAGACAAUACGCAGAUUUUGUACAAUUGCACAAAAGUUUAGAAGAAUUGCCAAAUUAUACAAUUAUUAUGUCAAAUAUUCAUUUACCAGAAGGAGGUCGUGUUGAAAUGGAAACAUAUCUAAAGACUUUGUGCUCACGAUUGUCACCUCAUACACCAACUCAAUUACGACAUUUCUUAAGACCCAGCAGUGGAGCUAGUAAAAAAGCUGAUGCUGUUGCUCCUAGGUUCGAUAGAUUCUUAGCAAAGACAGUCACUGGAGUUUUUAAUACUUUAAGAACGGUAGUACCAGGUUUUGAAAUGGAUCAAGAAGAAGACUCUGUACCUGUUUCAACACUUAUGCCUUUGUCAGAUAUACCAUGGCGAUUUGUGGAAGAUAUUAAGACAAAAAAUAUUACACAUGAGUUGCGAACAUUAAUUUCUGAUAGAAUUGACUAUUGCUCUAUCGAUACUGCUUAUGAAGCUGUAGAAUCUGUUGAAGGUAGCGGAGACACAGAAUUACUUUCACAUUGGUGGAAAACAAGAAAUACUCUGGAUGAUGAAGAAUUAGAUGAGCUUGAUAGUAAAUUAACAAUGACUUGUGCAUUUAUAGAUUUAAUUUGUGAAAUUUUAGAAGGUGUUGAAAGUAAUAACACCUUGAGACGCGAAACAGUGGUUCGAUGGACAAAAUUAUUCAUUGGAAAUAUUACUGAACCAUUAAUUCAUAAGUAUACUUCACAAUUAUUCCAACACAUUGAUAAGUUCUCUAUAUUUUCACAAUCAAUUAAUGAUGAACAAAAAGAUUCAAUAGAAGUAUUACAAAAAAAGUUAUCUAAUCUUAUAAAUUCAAAAAUUACAAUGGAUAUAAAAUUUAUUUUUGGAGAAAAUGAUAUCAAUAGAAUAAUUGAAUUCUUAAUAGGAUCUUUGCGAAUAAAAAAAAUAAAUCAUGAUUUAAUGUUACAAAUUUUAGAUAUUUUUGCAUUAGAAUUAUUAGCUGUGAGCAAAAAUGAUUUAACAGACUCUGUAACAUAAAUGUGGUGUUCAUUUAAAUUUUAUUUUAAAACAAUAUCUAAGUACCUGAUUGCACCUUUAAGGCAGAAAGACAUUUAUGCGUAUACAUAUAUUUAAUUUUAUUAUGUAUUUCUGAAAUAACGAAAUAUUUAUA
This is a messenger RNA of Chelonus insularis, 2936 nucleotides long. RefSeq lists its product as uncharacterized. Lineage: Eukaryota; Metazoa; Arthropoda; Insecta; Hymenoptera; Braconidae. The transcript has 2 exons. Bases 350 to 2803 code for a protein of 817 amino acids. Gene Ontology annotation, cellular component: early endosome. Gene Ontology annotation, molecular function: phosphatidylinositol binding. The record is from RefSeq and is a predicted model, not a curated record.